CCGGCCCUCCCUUCGUGGUGAUUUUCCUGUCCGGGACGCCCGGGAAGGGCGCGCGGCUGGUGUCCGCCCAGCCCGAAAGCACUUGCAAGUGGAGAAGCAGCCCAACCCUUUAUCUUGGGUGGUUGCUAGUGGAGAAGCUCUGACAAUUUAGCAGGUGGGCUCCUGGGCCUCUAGGACCCUUACCACAUCCUUUGCCUUCAGGAGCAGAGUGACCUUCAGGAGUAAGAGUGACCUUCAGGAGCAGAGCGCCUUUGGGAAACAGAUUCCUAAAAGUGCAGGUGGGCCAGCCAUGAGAGGGUACCUUGUGGCCAUAUUCCUGAGUGCUGUCUUUCUCUAUUAUGUGCUGCAUUGUAUAUUAUGGGGAACAAACGUCUAUUGGGUGCCACCUGUGGAAAUGAAGCGGAGAAAUAAGAUCCAGCCUUGUUUAUCGAAGCCAGCUUUUGCCUCUCUCCUGAGGUUUCAUCAGUUUCACCCUUUUCUGUGUGCAGCUGAUUUUAAAAAGAUUGCUUCCUUGUAUGGUAGCGAUAAGUUUGAUUUGCCCUAUGGGAUAAGAACAUCAGCGGAAUAUUUUCGACUUGCUCUUUCAAAACUGCAGAGUUGUGAUCUCUUUGACGAGUUUGACAAUGUGCCAUGUAAAAAGUGCGUGGUUGUUGGUAAUGGAGGAGUUUUGAAGAAUAAGACAUUAGGAGAAAAAAUUGACUCCUAUGAUGUAAUAAUAAGAAUGAAUAAUGGUCCUGUUUUAGGACAUGAAGAGGAAGUUGGGAGAAGGACAACCUUCCGACUUUUUUAUCCAGAAUCUGUUUUUUCAGAUCCCAAUCACAACGAUCCUAAUACUACGGCGGUUCUCACUGCUUUUAAGCCGCUUGAUUUAAAGUGGCUGUGGGACUUGUUGACGGGUGGCAAAAUAAACACUAAUGGUUUUUGGAAGAAACCAGCCUUAAACUUGAUCUACAAACCUUAUCAAAUCAGAGUAUUAGAUCCUUUCAUUAUCAGAAUGGCAGCUUAUGAACUGCUUCACUUCCCAAAAGUGUUUCCCAAAAAUCAGAAACCCAAACACCCCACAACAGGAAUUAUUGCCAUCACGUUGGCCUUUCACAUAUGUCAUGAAGUUCACCUUGCUGGUUUUAAAUACAACUUUUCUGACCUCAAGAGUCCUUUGCACUAUUAUGGGAAUGCCACCAUGUCUUUGAUGAAUAAGAAUGCAUAUCACAAUGUGACAGCAGAGCAGCUCUUUUUGAAGGACAUUAUAGAAAAAAACUUUGUAAUCAACUUGACUGAAGAUUGACUCUACAGACUCAGAAGACUAUGCUAACAGUAUUAGUUUUAUUUUUAUACGGCAGUUUUUAGUUUAUUUUUAAAUAUGUUGGAUGCACUUGUCAAAAAAUUGUGUAUAUUAAGUCUGUUGCUGCCUGGUGAUUCAUAACCACCAGCUUAAUUUCUGUGAAUAUAUUUAAUUUAUAAAAACCAAGAUAUGUUUAGUUAUCAGGGAAAGUUUGGAUUGCAUUGUUUUUAAAACAAGCUAGUUUUCCGAAGUGUUUCUAAACAUCUUUUUAUAUAGACUUCAUCUUAGACUUUUGAGGGCAUGUGGCUUCCUAAUAAGGGGCUUUAGCUGACCACAAUUUUUGAACACAUUUGGCUACUCUGAAUUAGUGGGGAAUGGCCAUGUGGUUGUGCCUCGAUACGGCAGACUGGAGCCACUUUCGGCAUGUAGCUAAAUGAUUGUGUUGUACCUGAGGAAACAGAUUUGGAUCUUAAAGCAGCCCUGAACACAGCAGUAGGUAUGGUUAUGGAAAUCCAAGAUCAGACUGGUUUCAUUAAGCUUUUUUUGUCCUGCAGUUAAGUAAACCAUGAUUGUAAUGAGUGAUCUGGUAAAAGGAAGGUGUGUUUUUAAGGUGAAGGAAAUAGAUUAACAUGAAAUUCUGUACGAGUAAAUAAGCUAAGAAUGCCACUUA
Messenger RNA from Neogale vison (American mink), 1952 nucleotides. RefSeq names its product ST3 beta-galactoside alpha-2,3-sialyltransferase 6 (gene ST3GAL6). Bases 290 to 1285 code for a protein of 331 amino acids. NCBI's taxonomy places the organism in Eukaryota, Metazoa, Chordata, Mammalia, Carnivora, Mustelidae. The transcript has 11 exons. Gene Ontology annotation, molecular function: beta-galactoside alpha-2,3-sialyltransferase activity. The record is from RefSeq and is a predicted model, not a curated record. Gene Ontology annotation, biological process: glycolipid biosynthetic process.